UUUACAUCCCUGUUCCCUGUUGUGUGUCUCGUAUUUCUUUCUUUCCGUACGAUAGCGAAGUGAGCUUGACUUCAGGAAUAGAAUUUGCGAUUUUAAAAUUUUUGCAAAUUCUCCGGUUUUGAUUGUAUUGGUAAGCAAUUGAAUUGAAUUAGAGACAUGGAUGCCAAAAAAGGAAAAGAUGUUGCUGCAAAGGGCAAAGAUGACGCACUAAUGAGCGACGAUGACGCCCAGCACGACAACGAGGAUGGAUCUUCCAUGAGUGAAAAUGAGGGGGAGAAGGAAUGUUCCACGAAUCAAAUGGUGCCUGCUUAUAUGAAUGCUAUUUUGCGCCGGCAAUUCCUACAAGAGAUGGUAAAAAAUCUGCCCGCCAAAUUACAAGAUCGUAUAACAGUUUUGAAAAAUAUCCAAUUGGAACACUUGAAAUUAGAAGCUCAAUUUUUCGAUGAGGUCUACGAGCUAGAAAAGAAAUACCAAGAGAAAUAUAAAGUUUUGUUCGAGCAACGCAGAACCAUUGUGACAGGUGAAGUGGAUCCGCCCAAGGAAGAUCCAAAAUGGAAAGUCGAACCAGAGGAAGAAAGUAUGGAGAGUGUGCCCGAGUUUGGCAAACUGUUGAAGAAGUUUAAAGAAAUUCCUGAGGACACCAAGGGAAUUCCUAAUUUUUGGCUAACUAUCUUCCGUAACACAGAAAUUCUUUCUGAGAUGGUGCAAGAGCACGAUGAACCUGUGCUGCAAAAAUUAACUGACAUCACCAUCAAAUACGACGAUGAGCAUUCGUACACUUUAGAAUUCCACUUCGAUAAAAACGAUUACUUCACAAAUGAAGUUCUGACCAAACAAUAUUUUUUGAAGUCUGCUCUAGAUGAAGACUAUCCAUUUGGCUUCGAGGGGCCAGAGAUAUACAAAUGCAAGGGAUGCAACAUAAAUUGGGAGAAGAAAAUGAAUUUAACUGUGAGAACAAUUAGAAAGAAACAAAAACAUAAGCAAAGGGCUGCUGUGAGAACCAUUGUAAAAUUGGUACCCAAUGAUUCCUUCUUCAACUUCUUUAACCCACCUGAAGUAUCCGAUGAUAAGGAAGAAAUCGAUGAAGAAUCACAAGGCAUUUUAGCUACGGAUUACGAAAUCGGUCAUUUCUUGCGUGCAAGAAUCAUUCCUAAAGCCGUUUUGUAUUAUACGGGAGAUGUUAUCGAUGAUGAAGACGAGGAUGAUGACUCGUUCGAUGGUGAAGAGGAGGAGGACGAAGAAUCGGGCGAUGAAAAAGAACAUCCCCGUAUGGGUGGGGGUCACAAGAAAAAGCCUAUGCCCAACGAUUGUCCAAAUCAAUAAAUCUAAUUUAUAUUUCACAAUUCGCAUGAACACAACACUCACACAAUCACACCGGAUAUAUUCAUUAAAAAUGAAAUGAAAUUUCAUUUUUUACAAUACUGUAGUUUUCUAAAAACAGUGAUCAAAUUAUCUAAAUUUGAAUCCAGAGGACUUUUUUUUUUAAUUAUGAAUUUAUUACAUAUUUGGAAAAAUAAAAAUCGAUUUGAAAGGUCAAAAUAUUGUCUUCAUCCCCAUAAA
This is a messenger RNA of Stomoxys calcitrans (stable fly), 1560 nucleotides long. It is a transcript of the gene Nap1, whose product is annotated as nucleosome assembly protein 1-like 4. The transcript is spliced from 4 exons. Gene Ontology annotation, molecular function: chromatin binding; histone binding. Gene Ontology annotation, biological process: nucleosome assembly. Bases 157 to 1323 code for a protein of 388 amino acids. Gene Ontology annotation, cellular component: chromatin; nucleus. Lineage: Eukaryota; Metazoa; Arthropoda; Insecta; Diptera; Muscidae. The record is from RefSeq and is a predicted model, not a curated record.